AGACGGCGUCGCGGUUGCCGUGGCAACGGCGGGGCGGAGGGCCCGCGGUCACCGCUGUCACCCCGGCCAGUCCCCACAUCCUGGCCCCCCCCGGGGAGCUGCCGCACCGCCCCCGCCCGCACACCGGCCGAAAUAACUAAACAUGAAUGAGGUAGUGGAGACUCUAAGAAACAUAGAGCAGAACUACAAGAUCUUCCAGCAGCAGCAGUUUACAUUUACCAGAGCAUUGGAUCACACCCGAGAGGAGGCCCAUGACUUGAUCAGACCUGUGGCCAGCAUCGUGCAGGUGCAGGUCCUCAAGGACCACCACUGCAUCAGUGCCACCGACAGGCGCAUCCUCAACAUGUUCAUCUGCAUCUGCAACGACCUCCGCAACCUCUGCCAGAAGCUGGAAACGGUGCAUCCCGGGGACCAGGUGACCAACGGCCUGUUGGAGAGGUGCAAAGUGCUCCUGAACGACAGCAAUGACCUCAGUGCCAUCAGAGCCACAUACCCCCACGGUGUUGUGAAUUACCUGAGCUUUGAAGAAGCAAGGCAUACUUAUGGAGGUGUGGUGAGCCUCAUCCCCAUCGUUAUAGACCACCUGAAGGAGUGGGUAACCUACACUAAAAGGCACCUGCUGCAUCAAGUGAGUCAGGGACGUGGCAUCUCCAAGAAGGAGGCACCCACUUCCCAAAAACCAUCUUCUGGGCGCUUUGCAGCUCACACCUCCGUUAGUAACAAAAAUACUGUGCAAUUGCAGGAAAAGGAUUUCCAGAAGUUCCUGCUUGAAAAUCAACGUCCGAAACAAAAAGCUCCCUGGAGGCCACCGGGCAAACACCCCUAUUGAAGGAUCACACCUUCUGCUUGCCACCUUUAAUCAGCUGGCUGAUUAAAGACAGUGAAAUGCAUACUAGAGAUCUGCCCUGAGUCCACUUCCUGAAGAGCUGCCCUGCCAGCCAGCCUGGGACAGACACACACUCUUCUCCCUUGCUGAUAUUUCCAGUCAAAGUCAUAUCCUGACAGAAGUAGCUGUAGCUACACCUGGUCCCUGGGACCAGCACUGCAGUGGGAGCAGGGAAUAGUCAAGAGUCAUCAGGUUGUAAUCCCUCAGACAUGAAUCUUGGACAAGCUACCUGAAAUGGGAUUUUACACUUUCUGAGGAACAUCCCCUCACUCGCCACAGCCAGCGGGGUGAAGAACCUGAGUGUCUGAAGGACAUGACCCAGAGCAGCAAAGGCCUGUUAUUAUGGAUUCAGACAUGUCUUUGAGAUUUAGACUUGUCCCAAAAAUUCCCUCACCCUCACUGAAAUUGUUUGGCUUUCUGGACCACAGGAUCCAUGUGUACAGGACACUGGUGUGUCUCCUGUACGUGCCACUGGCCACAGAGGUCAGAGUGCUCCGGCUGUGCUCUGCUGCACCUUUCCUGCAGGUUCUACACCACAGAACAUCUCCCCUUGACCUGUUUGACUCCUUUGCUAUCAAAACCAGAGAUGCAAAGGAGAGCAGAGUUCAGUUUGCCCCUAGUUUGUGUGUACUGACACAAAACACCCCUGUGCUCCUCAGGCCUCUGCAAAACUGAAAGUCAUUUCCAGGCCAAGUGAUUUGUGGGAAUCUGGUGGGAACAGAGAGGGUGAAAGCUGUGGUUCAGAUGGUUCCUUUUCAAAUAGCAAGUUAAACUGUCUGUGCUUUCCCUUUUUCAAGAUGAGAAUCCAGCUUGUCUGGCUCUCAAGGAUGUCAGGAGGCUCAGUUCAUUAAAACAUAUGAAAUAUGUUUUCAUACCAGCUUUCAGAGCAGCCCUUGGCAACUCCAGCACAGUUUAUCCCAGUGCUGGAAGCAUCUCUCAUUCCAGCCUGCUCUGGGAGGGUCAGCAGAGCCCCAUUCUCUGGAGCUGACAGAGGUUUUUGGGGUGCUUUUAAUCAAGCACUGUUAACUACAAACUGAAGAUCUCAGUGAUGCAGUGCCUGCCCUGUAUCUCACUGCUCUUUUCCCCCUCCCACAGGCAAAUCACCUCCUGCUCUUUGCUUCCUGUUGGAAGACACUCCUGAAUAAACAAUUUCCCUUUGCA
Molecule: messenger RNA, 2047 nt
Organism: Neopelma chrysocephalum (saffron-crested tyrant-manakin)
Lineage: Eukaryota; Metazoa; Chordata; Aves; Passeriformes; Pipridae
Gene: SPACA9
Product: sperm acrosome associated 9
Exons: 4
Coding region: 143-829 (228 amino acids)
Cellular component (GO): acrosomal vesicle; sperm flagellum; ciliary base
Source: RefSeq, a predicted model, not a curated record